UGAUCAAAUGGUUUGCUUAUUUAUUUGGAUUGAAAUAUUUUCCUCUAUUAAAGUUAAAUUGGUUUAAAAUGAUUAAAUUUAAUCUCUUUGAUUGGAUACGAGUUUAUAUUGACCAUCACAGUUCCGAUGGUCAGUUACUGUCCCAUUUAAAGUAUAUGAAUGAAAGUGGUCAGUUUUGGUUAGUCUGUUGUCGAGGUUAUUCACAGAGGGGGAAAAUUUCCCGUCGACAAAAAGUGGCCUCAUUUGGAUUGGAUUUUAUUUGCUUAUCACUGGUCAGUUACAUUGUUUAUCUUGCAUAUAUCGAAACGGAGUCCGUUCAAAUAAUGACCUCAGUGUUUAUCUUGAUCAAUUUUCUCGGUAUCCGUUGGGCCUCAAUUUAUUGUGAACUUACCAAUCAGUUUACUAUACUUCGUGUUUUGGAUGACCUUUUGUUUGCUGGUCAUUUUGACGGACUUAUUGACCUAAUGGGUCCAGUUAAUUGUAGACUAUUUAAAAAAUUCACUUUUAUUAUGGUCAAGUUUAACUCGUUUGCCGUUUUUGCCGCUGCACCGGGACUCGUUUUGUAUAAUAUAUUUGCCGUCCUCCGACUUGAGGUCAUUCAACAGCUUUUCCAAUCUGAUCGAGUUGAAAUUGACCGGUUAAGUGACCUAUGGUGGUCGAUUGAAAAUCGAUACAAUCUACUAAUUGUUGUACCCGGUCUUGUAAUUACCAUUAUUUUUUUACUCCAAAAUGUAGCCUGGUGUUUCACCCAUAUCAUAAUAUUCAUGACCUACUCAACGCUCAUCUUGGAUAAUAUUAUAAAUUCAGCUGAUCAUCAUCAUAGCUCAUCGGUUGAUUGUUCAAAAUAUUGGCGAGCAACUAAUUAUUGUUACAAUCAAAUCAAUAUAAUGAAACAACAAUUUAGCCCAAUCACUUUCUAUGGAUUCAUGUUGGGCUGUUUUGGAACUGAUUUUGCCCUUUUCACUGGUUGUAUUUACGGAACUGGAAAUUCAACCUUAAACUUAAUCAUCGCUGGACUUGGACUAUUGGCGGUCAGUAUGUUGACCAUGAUAAACAUAACCGCAGCUCAGGCCAUUCGUAAGAUUAACUAUUGUGAGAAAUUAAAUUAUCGCCUUUCUUAUUCCUGUAAAUGCUCAAUUAGUAUCAAAUUAAAGAGAUUGUCAACAAUUAGACGAAUGCAAAUCUCACCAAUUGGUUUUUAUGUUGGAAAUUUGUUUCUAAUGGACAAUUAUCGUUACUUUGUGGUAAGCAAUUAACCCUUUAAACAAUUAAUAUCCAACA
Panonychus citri (citrus red mite) is the source of this 1281-nucleotide messenger RNA. RefSeq lists its product as uncharacterized. The record is from RefSeq and is a predicted model, not a curated record. The transcript has 3 exons. Lineage: Eukaryota; Metazoa; Arthropoda; Arachnida; Trombidiformes; Tetranychidae. The coding region runs from base 69 to 1256 and encodes 395 amino acids.